UGGCUCCUGGCUAUCGGUGAGCGCUGUGAACGGUGGAUGCGCAUCAACUUUUGACAAGCGCAAGACCUCCGACGUAAUCCCUUCGAGCAUAUACAUAUGGUGAAUUCGUUGAUAUACGUGUAUCCACUAAUGUAUCUAGAGAAACGUGCCCCUGUCAACGGGACCCCCAGUCAACAUGUGCCUGCGCUAAUCGGAAACGCAGAAAAUUUCGAAUCAAUUUUUUGUCGCACCGCAUCGCAAAAAAGUGAGUCCCUGGGGGUCGAUCACGUAACUAGAACCGUAAGAACCGGGAAAGAACGCAGCAACGAACGAAGAACCCCCAGCAGCACAUAAGAAGAUAACAGUGACAGAAACCAACAAGACCGAAGAAAAACAAUUAGAACCGCAAUUUAAAGAAACGAAACAAAUUAUAACAUAAACAUCAACAUAAACUACUAAGCAACACUAACAAACACGGAUAAAACACUACAGAUCAGUGAUAAAACAUUAAUAAGCAAAGAAAGAAGAGAAACAUAAAAACAUAACCAAACAAUAUAAUGAUCACAAAUUAAACAAACAAAUAAUCACAAAACAAAAUAAUAAUAAUUAAUAAAGUUUAUUCAGAACAUAGCCCGAUAGGGUUGUACUGUAGGUCUGACUUCGUUAGUUGUAUACCUUUGGCAUAAAAAGAAAAAAAAGAAAAAUUGCAUCUAACCGGCUAUGAGAUGUUGGAAAAUCCUAAAGGCUCCGACAAUUUUUCGAAAGAGGAAUACCUCAUAUCGAGAGCUAAGGAAGCCUUAAAGACUGAUAUCUAUGCAGCUAAGUCCUGGCUUAUUACGGCGAAAUCAUUGUUUCCUCACAGUGCUAAAGUUCAGUUUGAAGCGUACCGAAUUGAAAAGCUAUCCAAAAAUGUCAAGGAGGCUGCAAAAUGUUUCAGCGAAAUAUUUCAGAACUUCCCAGAUGAUCGUGACAUAUGGAAGGAAAUUGAAAUGGUAACAGCAUGUCUACGAUCAGAGCAAUGUGAUCCGGACGCAGAUCUUUUGUGCCAAAUGUUUCAGCACAUUCCACAAGACCUGCAACAUCGGCUUCUUAUUAUGACUGCUGAUCAUAGCGAAGAUACAAUGGAACACUGCAAGUUGCUUCUGUUAUUAUUGCGACGCUUUCCUCAAACCAUAGCUACGCAUGGGCCAAGAUUGGUAGAGACCUUGCUAACCGCUGAGAAACAUAGUCACCCAGGACGUGCGGUUAAUGGCUUUAGACGGCUAUUAGCUUGUGACGCACUACCGUUACUUGGUUCUGCACCAGUUGAGCUAAAUCCCCGAUUGUGUGUGCGGUUACUUUGUAAAGCAGUCGAAUUUUAUCUGGCUUACAUACAACAUCCUCCAGACGCACACAUUCAACAGCCGUGGGAUAGACUAUUUCAAGUGGUAGAACUCACUGGUGGUAAACUGACAUGGGAAUUGAGCACCCUCUUUGCGACGCCAUGGAGCCGAGAAAUUUACAGUGAUCGAUUACAACUUUAUGCAUCAACUUACAGUGGUGCUCUGUGCGAAGAACUUGUGGCACGCCAACUUCUUUUUUGCACUUUUGUUGUGCUAAUGCGAGUGUUACAUGAACAUAAUGCUCUUGUGAACACUCCAGAAGUAGCUUAUUGUCUUGUGGAAGCAUUUGGGGAACUGAGCUAUUCACCCCUUGUAGAGCCCAAGUUGAAGAGACGAAAAAGGGAAGACUCAUUGGCGUUAAUGGUAACCAGUGAUGGAGAUUAUAAUGGAAAUGGAUUAGGAAUUGCGGUAAAAUUAUGGGAUAUACUACAUAGCAAUGACUGUCUUCAGAGAGAAGUAGGCAAAUUGAGCCAACAAUUACGACUAGAUACCUGGUUGAGUCCAUUUCUAACGGAUCUGGCCAUAUAUAAGGGUCUACAUCGUGAUACAUUGGCACGAUUAUCUCAAGAAAGUGGUUCCCUGUCCACGCAACUUCAAUUAGCCAGCUCCUGUUAUUUUUUGAAAGACUACAAGAGUAUGCUCGAGCAUAUCGUCUUGAUUACAAAUAUGCUUCCUUCAACACGUGGGAAAACUUGCACCAAUUUAAUGGUUCCAGCAGUACGUCAUUUGCACUACCUAACACUUGCACGGAAUCCUAUUCUCCAGUACUGCUGCAGGCUGCUUCUAUCGGCGAUUAAAGUUUCUUGCACUUUUAAGGAGAAUUUUUCAAUGCCUGGAGGUGUCGGGGACUUAGCGUUGGGGCACGCUUUGGUACUCAUGCAAAUAGAUUGGCCUCAAGAGGCUGGAACACUGGGUACAAUUACAGAACGAAUCGUGAGCCGAGGUUCAUUUGGGUAUCCGUUAUUCCAAGCAUACUUAAUAUGCGUUGACAUUUUAGAAGAACUUACAUAUUUGUGGACCGAACAUGGGGGUGGAGUAUCAUUGGAUGUAGCAACUGGUUCAGGAAUAUUACAGAGCCGACGAAUCACAACACGUGGCGCAGACAAGGGAGUCCGAGAAGAGGUGAAACAAGCUAUGAGACGACAGGCGGCUCGAGACGGCGUUGAACCUCUAGAUGAACUCAUACAAAGAUUUAUUGUGAAUGAAAAAAGUGCUCUUUUGCAUACCUUGAUUAACCCAUGAUCAGAUGAUAAUGAUCGACGAUUGGUAACAAUAAUGAUAAUGAGUAGUAAUAUCAAUUGAUAAUUACAUACAAAUGACUGUAACAAAGUAUCUUUAAGUAGUUUAUAAGUUCAUAUAUUCAUAUGCAUAGCUAUGUAUUUCCACUACACCUACACAGAAUAAUUAAAAAUGAUUUUUUCAAGUA
Athalia rosae (coleseed sawfly) is the source of this 2787-nucleotide messenger RNA. It is a transcript of the gene IntS10, whose product is annotated as integrator complex subunit 10. Gene Ontology annotation, cellular component: integrator complex. The record is from RefSeq and is a predicted model, not a curated record. Gene Ontology annotation, biological process: snRNA processing. The coding region runs from base 705 to 2603 and encodes 632 amino acids. The transcript is spliced from 9 exons. Lineage: Eukaryota; Metazoa; Arthropoda; Insecta; Hymenoptera; Athaliidae.